Molecule: messenger RNA, 6077 nt
Organism: Camelus dromedarius (Arabian camel)
Lineage: Eukaryota; Metazoa; Chordata; Mammalia; Artiodactyla; Camelidae
Gene: MALRD1
Product: MAM and LDL receptor class A domain containing 1
Exons: 36
Coding region: 4-5997 (1997 amino acids)
Cellular component (GO): membrane
Molecular function (GO): protein binding
Source: RefSeq, a predicted model, not a curated record
CAAAUGAUUCCAACUCAUGCACAGGAUGAAGUCAUAGCGGUUGAUGAUAUAUCUUUCAGCUCAGGCUGCUUGCCUGCGCAUGAUGAAAAUUUACCAUGUCAAGAUGCAUCAAAUAGUGAGAAGGAACUGUGCCAUCCGGAUGCAAGUCUCUGCAGAUUUGAUUCUAUAGAUGAAGAACUGAGGUUGUGCCAGCCCUGUGGAUUUGAAUUUGACACGUGUGACUGGGUGUCAGAACCAUCUGCCGGGCAAAUUUCCUGGAUGCGCAUGAAAGCAAGAGAAGUUCCUGCCCUGGAGUUUGCACCGCAGCAGGAUCAAAGUAGUGACGAUGCAGGUUACUAUAUGUGGGUGGGAGCUGAGCAUGCCUCUGCUCUUAACCAUUUAGACAGCAAGGCUUAUCUGAAUAGCUCUGUGUGUCACUGCUCCGGCAAGAGCUGCCGUCUUCAGUUCUAUUACUCAAUGGAAAACAGUGCUCUGCGAGUAGGACUCUAUGAUAAUAAGGAAGAAGAAAUAUUUUGGACAUACAACACGUCAACUCAUGGAAGAUGGGUGAAAGCGGAUGUGUUAAUACCAGAAGGACGGAAGACAUUUAAGGUUAUUUUUGAAGGGGCUGUCUUGAGCCAGAACGGUUUCAUUGGGCUCGAUCAGCUCUGGGUCUAUGCCUGUGCACAGACCUCAGCCCGAGGGCUUUGCUCUGCAGAUGAAUUCACCUGUGCCAGUGGGCAGUGCAUUGCCCAGGAGUUGGUCUGUGACUCUCAGCAGGACUGUUCUGAUGAGAGUGAUGAGGACCCAGUGACUUGCCCAGAUGAUCUCAGGUGUGACUUUGAGUCUGGUUUCUGCGUCUGGGAGCCAUUUCUCAUGCAAGAUUCACGCUGGGAAUUCGUGAAAGGGCUAACCCACCUAGAACCCCGUCUUCCUGGCGCUGAGCCUGCCGCAAAUACAGAUCAUGGAUCAUUUAUUUAUUUGGAGGCACAUCAGUCACCUGCAGUGGCCAAGCUCGGAAGUCCUGUUCUUAGAAAAUCACUCACUGCUUCUGCCCCAUGUCAGGUGCGGUUUUGGUACUAUUUGUCUCAGCAUUCACAUCUCUCGGUUUUCACGAGAACGUCGCUGGAUGAGGACUUGCAGAAGCAAGGUGAUCUAAUCGGAAUCUCCGAAUCUCAGUGGAGACGAGCAAAAAUCGAUCUCUUUGCGAAGGCUGGAGAGUCUACACUGCCUUUUCAGUUGAUCUUAGAAGCUACUGUUUUAUCACCAAAUGCUACCGUUGCUCUUGACGACAUCAGUUUAUCCCUGGAAUGUGAAAUUUCAUACAAGCGCCUUCCAAGUAGCAGCGUCCAGAGCAAAGCUGGAUUUGUGACCCAUGAGGACGCAGGCUGUAUGUCAUCUAGCAAGGUCUGUGAUUUUACACCUGACUGCCCCGAUGGAGCAGAUGAAGCCAGCUGUGUUUCCGAAUGUGACUUUGAGGCAGACAGCUGUGGCUGGUUUGAAGCGGCUGCUGGUGAUGAUUUUGACUGGACAUGGGGCUCUCCAAGUAAACUCUCUGCUAGUUUUGAGCUGCAGGCCCCACUCAGGGAUCACACCCACAACACAAUUCAAGGGCACUUUAUGUUCAUUCUGAAGAAGAGCAACAGCCUAUCACAACUUGCCAAACUGCAGAGCCCAACUUUCAGCCAGACAGGAACCGGAUGCACACUUUCCUUCUGGUUUUAUAACUGUGGCCUCUCCGUGGGAGCAGCUGAGCUACAGCUCCACAUGGAAGAAGCCAGUGAGUCCACGGUGCUCUGGAGGGUCUUAUACAACCAGGGCGACCAGUGGUCACAGGCCACCGUUCAGCUUGGGCGCCUUGCUCAGCCCUUCCAUUUGUCACUCCAUAAAGUCAGCCUUGGCAUUUAUGAUGGGGUCUCAGCCAUCGAUGAUGUCAGAUUUGAAAACUGCCUUCUGCCGCCCGCCGUGGAGAGCUGCGAAGGGCCAGAUCGUUUUUGGUGUCUGCACACCAAGGCUUGCAUAGAGAAGCUGCAGUUAUGUGAUCUGGUGGAUGACUGUGGCGAUCAUACGGAUGAGGCUGACUGUGUACCUGAACUUCAGUGUAACUUUGAAAAUGGAAUUUGUAACUGGGAACAAGAUACAGAAGAUGACUUCGAUUGGACCAGGAACCAGGGCUCAACAUCUACACUUAAUACAGGGCCGAUGAAGGAUAAUACUUUGGGCACAGCUAAAGGACACUAUCUCUACAUAGAAUCUUCUGAGCCACAGGUUUUCCAGCACAGAGCUGCUUUACUGAGCCCGGUCCUUAACGCCACUGAUGCAGAGGGCUGCACCUUCCGUUUCUUUUACCACAUGUUUGGGAAGCACAUUUACAGGUUGGCUGUCUACCAGCGAACCUGGAACAACACAAGAGGACAGCUGCUGUGGCAUUUAUUUGGGGAUCAAGGCAACAGAUGGAUAAGGAAACACCUCAACAUUUCCAGCAGGCGGCCUUUUCGGAUUUCGGUGGAGGCUUCAGUGGGAGAUGGCUUCACUGGAGACAUUGCCAUUGAUGAUUUGUCAUUUAUGGACUGUGCCCUCUACCCUGGUAAUUUGCCAGUGGACCUGCCAACUCCACCAGAAACUUCAGUUCCAGUAACAUUACCUCCACACAACUGUACAGACAAUGAAUUUGUCUGCAGGUCUGACGGCCAGUGUGUUGGAAACAUCCAGAAAUGCGAUUUUAGAUAUGACUGCCCUGACAAAUCGGAUGAAUCAUCCUGCGCUAUGGAAGUUUGCAGCUUUGAAAAAAGAAACCUCUGUAAAUGGUACCAGCCAGUCUCUGAAAAUUUAAUGGAAGAUUCAAACAUAUUCAGGUGGGGACUUGGUAAUGGAUUCAGUAUUCAUCACGGGGAGGAAAACCACAGGCCAUCAGUGGACCAUACAACAAAUACCACCAAUGGCUGGUACCUAUAUGCUGAUAGCUCAAAUGGAAAAUUUGGUGACCAGGCUGACAUCCUCACUCCUGUUAUUUCACGCACAGGACCAAAGUGUACCCUGGUGUUCUGGACUCAUAUGAAUGGUGCUACCGUGGGCUCUCUUCAGGUACUCAGCAAGAAAGACAAUGUUACUUCUAAAUUGUGGGCUCAAAGUGGACAGCAGGGUGCACAGUGGAAAAAAGUGGAGGUGUUUUUAGGCGUUCAUUCCCAUAUACAGAUUGUCUUCAGAGCAAAACGUGGUAUCAGUUACAUAGGAGAUGUAGCGGUGGACGAUAUCUCCUUUCAAGAUUGCUCGCCUCUACUUAGCGCGGAGAGAACAUGCACAGCUCAGGAAUUCACGUGUGCUAACAAGCACUGCAUUGCCAAGGACAAGCUGUGUGAUUUUGUGAAUGAUUGUGCUGAUAAUUCAGAUGAGAAUGCUUUCAUCUGCGGUACCUCCAGUGGGUGCUGUGAUUUUGAAUUUGACCUUUGUUCCUGGGAGCAGGAGCAGGAUGAUGACUUUGACUGGAAUCUGAAGGCCAGCAGCAUCCCUGCUAUGGGCACGGAGCCAGCUGCUGACCACACCUUGCGAAAUUCAUCUGGUCACUAUGUCUUUAUAAAGAGCUUGUUCCCUCAGCAGCCCAUGAUAGCAGCCAGAAUUUCAAGCCCAGUCAUAAGUGCAAGAAGCAAAAACUGCAAGAUCAUUUUUCAUUAUCACAUGUAUGGAAAUGGCAUUGGAGCCCUCACUUUGAUCCAGGUAUCAGUCUCAAACCAAACGAAGGUCCUGCUUAACCUCACUAUAGAACAAGGCAAUUUCUGGCAGCGGGAGGAGCUACCACUGUCUGGUGAUGAGGACUUCCAACUCAAAUUUGAAGGCAGAGUUGGGAAAGGCCAUGGUGGUGACAUUGCACUGGAUGACAUCGUGCUUACAAAGAACUGUCUAUCAUCCCAUCACAUCAAGAAAGAAGAACUCUCAGUGCCUCUUCCAACAGGUUCCUGUCCACACGGCUAUCGGGAAUGUCAGAAUGGGAAAUGUUAUAAACCGGAGCAGAGCUGUGAUUUUGUUGAUGACUGUGGAGAUUACACUGAUGAAAAUGAAUGUGGUGGCUCCUGUACUUUCGAAAAAGGCUGGUGCGGUUGGCAGAACUCCCUGGCUGAAAACUUUGAUUGGAUUUUGGGAGUUGGCUCUCCCCAAAGCCUCAGACCUCCCAGAGACCACACACUUGGAAAUGAAAAUGGGCACUUCUUGUAUCUGGAGGCUACCCCAAUGGGCCUUCGGGGCGAAGAGGCGCACCUCAAGAGUGGUCUGUGGCACGAAUCCAGCGCAGCGUGCAGCAUGAGCUUCUGGUAUUUCAUAUCUGCAAAAGCCACGGGCUCCAUUCAGAUCCUCAUUAAGACAGAGAAAGGACUCUCAAAAGUAUGGCAAGAAAGUAAGCAGAAUGCUGAGGAUCGUUGGCAGAAGGCUGUCAUCCUGCUAGGAAAGUUAAGGAAUUUCGAAGUCAUAUUUCAAGGUAUCAGAACAAGGGACCUGGGAGGAGGAGCUGCAAUUGAUGACAUUGAAUUUGAAAACUGCAUGACUGUGGGUGAGACUUCUGAAAUUUGCCCGGAAGCCACUGAUUUUUUGUGCCAUGACAAGAAGUGUAUUGCAUCCCACCUGGUCUGCGACUAUAAACCCGACUGUUCUGAUAGAUCCGAUGAAGCUCACUGUAGCCAGUAUACAAGCACAAAAGGAAGCUGCAAUUUUGAAACAACUUCAGGAAACUGGACCACAGUUUGCAGUCUUACUCAAGACUCUCAAGAUGACUUGGACUGGGCCAUUGGCAGCAGAAUUCCUACUGAAGCACUGAGUCCAGACUCUGAUCACACACCAGGUAGUGGCCAGCACUUUCUAUAUGUCAACUCAUCGGACCCCAAAGAAGGAUUCACGGCAAGAAUCACCACUUCCCAGUACUUCCCAGCAAGCCUCGGGAUGUGUACUGUUCGGUUCUGGUUCUACAUGAUCAAUCCCAGCAGCAUGGGCGUAUUAAAGGUGUAUACUAUUGAGGAAUCUGGACUAAACAUCCUGGUGUGGUCCAUGAUUGGCAGUGAAAGAACUGGUUGGUUGUAUGGACAUACACCUCUCUCCAGUAACAGUCCAUUUAAGGUGGCCUUUGAAGCUGAUUUGAGUGGAAAUGAGAACAUCUUUAUCGCCCUCGAUGACAUCUCUUUUACCCCAGAAUGUGCAUUUGGAGGUCCUGUCACAAUACAGCCAUCGCCCUGUGAAGCUGAUCAAUUUUCCUGUGUCUACACACUCCAGUGUGUCCCUCUCUCGGGGAAAUGUAACGGACAAGAAGAUUGCGUAGACGGAUCUGAUGAAAUGGAUUGCUCCCCCAGCCCCUCUCCUCAGCUCUGUGGUGAAAUGGAGUUCCAGUGCUCAACCAGCAACUGCAUCCCGUCCCUCCUGCUGUGUGACGGAGUGCCUGACUGUCACUUUCAUGAGGAUGAAUCCAGUUGCUCCAAUGAGAGCUGUUCUGAUGGAGCUUUGCUGUGCACCUCCUCCAACAGCUGUAUCCCAGUUCACAAGCGCUGUGAUGGUUUUGCUGACUGCCUGGAUUUACAGCCUGAUGAGUCCAGCUGCUUGGAGUGUCCAGGAGGUUACUGCAGGAACGGCGGGACUUGUAUAGUGGAGAAAAUCGGUCCUAUGUGUCGAUGUGGACCAGGAUGGAAAGGAAAUCGUUGCCACAUCAAGGUUAACCCUCUGCCGGCUGAGUUCAUGAACACCCAGAACAAUAUAUGGACCCUCCUGGGUGUUGGAUUAGCUUUCCUGACGACUCAUAUUACAGUAACGGUCUUGUGUUUCCUUGCCAACAGAAAAGUGCCAGUAAGGAAAAGGAAAAGAAGUGUUCACUGUGCAUUUGUUAAUCCAGUUUACGGGAACGGGAGCAACCCAGAGAAAACAGAGGUAAGUGGUAAUGGGCAACCAUAUUGUUUCAGAAUGGGAAACACAAGCACACAAAUGUGCACAAACACACACACACUGAGUGUUGUUUGGACAUGUUCCCACAUCACGGCUCAGAGAUAGGUUUUAGUGGAGGUAUUCCAUUUGGGGAUGGGAAAGAGUUUCAGUCUCUGUAAACAGGCAAUGAGCAGUUUCCAUUUCAG